AUGACGGCGGCCUUCCCCGAGAGCCACGAGAAGGCCCAGACGAUCUACCGGUACAUCGUCAAGCGCUUCAUCGUCUCCAACGUGGACGGGACGGUGCGGUGGAAUGAGAACGUGCAGAUCGACUACGACGAGGAGGAGGAGGCUCCGCAGGGGGCGGAGGCGGAGGCGAGCGAGGAGGCGACCUCGCCCCGGGGGGCGUCGUCGGCCGGGAAGGGGGAGAUGACGGCCGCGCGGCUGGUGCUCUCGCGGGCCGCCACCGUCGCCGCCCCGGUCGUCGAGCAGCCCUGGUGGCGAAUGCGCGCGGUUGCGUCGAAUUCGACAAAGGGGCCGAGGACGCACGCGGCGCACGUGGAUGCGGCCCGGCGGAUGAUGCAAAAUACGCGGACUCAACCUUCCUCAUCGUCGCGCUACGGCUUGAACUAUAACCAGCCCGUUCCGUUUUACGCCGACUUGAUAAUUGAUCCUGAGGCUGAAUUCUCAAGCACCACGUUUGAGCAUGAGCUGCGGCGUUUGUUUAAGAAAUACGACGUUAAGAAGUUGGGGUAUCUCGAUCGCGAUGAUUUUAAAAGGGUGUACACGAGUCUGGAGAAUUACGGGUUGGAGCCCUCACAGGCGGAUAUCGAACGUCUGUUCACACGCUACAGUAAGUCUUCUAAAAAGAUCUUCUUUGAUGAAUUUUGCGUGUUGAUGCUUCAACGUGUGCAUAUGUAG
Molecule: messenger RNA, 711 nt
Organism: Phytomonas sp. Hart1
Lineage: Eukaryota; Euglenozoa; Kinetoplastea; Trypanosomatida; Trypanosomatidae
Source: the annotation of a GenBank genome assembly